Aureobasidium musti is the source of this 2094-nucleotide messenger RNA. The record is from the annotation of a GenBank genome assembly. Lineage: Eukaryota; Fungi; Ascomycota; Dothideomycetes; Dothideales; Saccotheciaceae.
AUGACAGAUACAACCAAGACGUCAAAAGCCAUGCUGGUGCAUGAGCUUAAGUUUCAAUGGGAGUUCAAGCAGACCGAUCUGGACAGUUGGAUGCCAGUAAAGACUGUUCCUACCAAUGUGCAUCUUGAUCUGAUCGCGAACGAUGUCGCAGAUACUGACAUAAGACAGNNGGGAUGGGAUUGGGGUCCUGUGCUGAUGACUUGUGGUCCUUGGCGAGCAGUUCGUCUUGAAACUUCAUAUGCUCGCAUCUCGGAUAUGCGCGUGGACUAUGAUCUCAGCAAAUCUCUGGAUGAUGUUGUCGUGCGAAUCGCAGUCUUUACCGAACGCUCUUCUGACGCAGAUGUCAAAAUUCGCAUCCUCUCAGCCCAUGAUCUGAUAUUCGAGAAGACGGUCUCGGUCAACAGCAAGGGUGUCGCGAAGGCAGACUUUCAUAUCUCUCAGCCAAAACUAUGGUAUCCUCAUGGCUAUGGCGAACAACCGUUAUACACUUGCGAGGCUGUGUUGGUCUUGAACGGCCAAACAGUGCAGUCUUGUAGCAGAAAGACUGGUUUCCGUCGUGGUGAACUGAUUCAAGAGCCAGAUGAAGUCGGCAAAACAUUCUUNUUCAGAAUCAACGGCAUUGAUGUGUUUUGUGGCGGCUCUUGCUGGAUCCCUGCUGAUAGCUUCACCCCACGAAUCACGAAAGAGCGAUACCAGUCGUGGCUGCAAACCAUGGUCGAUGGCUACCAAGUCAUGAUAAGGGUCUGGGGCGGUGGUAUCUGGGAAGAGGAUAUCUUUUAUGAAACCUGUGACGAGCUCGGCAUCCUCGUAUGGCAAGACUUCAUGUUCGGCUGCGGAAACUAUCCCGCUGCGAUCAAAGAGUUUAGAGAUUCCGUCGAGGCCGAAUGUGUUGCCCAAGUCAAACGUAUCCGUCAUCAUCCUUCGAUUGUCAUUUAUGCUGGCAACAACGAAGAUUACCAAGUGCAAGAACAAUGUGGUCUCACUUACGACUACCCCGACAAGAACCCUGAGAACUGGCUGAAAACCGACUUCCCUGCAAGGUAUAUCUACGAGAAGACCGUCGGUGACAUGCAUCAAUGGAAUGUAUGGCACGGCACUCAAGAGAAGUAUCAGAUCUUCGACACGCUUGGUGGCCGCUUCAACAGCGAAUUCGGUAUGGAGGCCUUCCCUCACAUCGACACGAUCAAAUACUAUGUCACCGAUCCGGCCGAGCUCUACCCUCAAUCGCACAUGAUCGACUUUCACAACAAGGCUGAUGGACACGAGAGAAGGAUUGCAACAUACUUGAUCGAGAAUUUCAGAACAACAGAUACCUCUCUCGAAACGUACAUACAUCUCACGCAACUCAGCCAAUCAGACGCAUUGAUGUACGGCUACCGUGGCUGGCGACAGCAAUGGGGUCAGAAAAGGCACUGUGGUGGUGCUCUUGUAUGGCAACUCAAUGAUUGCUGGCCCGUCACAUCGUGGGCUAUCAUCGACUAUUUCCAACGCAAGAAACCUGCUUACUACGCUAUGCGUAGAGUUUUGGCACCAAUCGCCAUUGCAGUCAAGCGCGCGCACCAUGAUUGGAGCGUCGUUCAUGCCCGACCUGCGAAGACAAGUUCUUACCAAUGCUGGGUAUCCAGCAACAGCACGAAAAGUGUGACAGCGUUCAAAGUGGAGCUAAAGUUCAUAUCUAUCGCUACUGGCAAGGAAAUCAAGCCAGCCCUCAUCAGAGACAACGUAAAGAUUACGGCAAAUGGCACAACGGAUAUUUUUGAUGGCGAAAUUAACAAUGANAAGGAAGAGCCGCAUGUCCUAGCGGCGCGGAUCUGGGUAGAUGGGGAGGAAGAGGUCGUGUCACGAGAUGUCGAUUGGCCUCAACCCCUCAAGUAUCUGAACAUGGAGGAAAGGGGCGUCAAGGUGGCAUUUGACGAUGGCAAAAUCACAGUGACAUCACAGAAGCCGACAAAAGGUCUGGUCUUCGAAGAACGCGAAGGUGUUCUUGUGAACGAUAGUGCUGUGGACAUUGUGCCUGGAGACGAACAGGUCAUCACAGUCAGAGGGUUGAAACCUGGUGAUGCACCACUGAGAUGGCGCUACUAUGGGCAAUAG